CAUUGAUCGAAAUCAUUGAAAGAUUCAUUCGACUUUUGAUUUACAAUCUUAUAACUGUUUUUUGAUUUUUUUUUUGUUUUUAAAAUAUUGAUUUUGUUCCAAAUUUUCAACGAAAAACUAAACCAAACCAAACCAAUAAUGGAUACUGAACGUGAACUUACUCAAGUAAUUAUACAGGCAAGACGUUUACCAUGUGAACAAUUUGAAUCAUGUAAAGAUUGGACAAAAGAAGAAAUCGCACGUGCAAAAAAAAUGUAUCAAAAAAUUGAUCGUCUUCAAUCAUCACCAAAAAUUUCAUCAAAAUUAUUUAAUGAAGCACGUGAUUGUUGUGAUAUGUUAUCCCAAUAUAUACGUAAAUUAGAAAUUCAUUUAUCAUCAUCAAAUGGACAUACAUUCAAUUCAUUUGUUGAUUUGGGUACAGCAAACAAAGCAGCAGCAAUCUUUUGAAAUCCAAA
Molecule: messenger RNA, 455 nt
Organism: Dermatophagoides pteronyssinus (European house dust mite)
Lineage: Eukaryota; Metazoa; Arthropoda; Arachnida; Sarcoptiformes; Pyroglyphidae
Source: RefSeq, a predicted model, not a curated record